Dicentrarchus labrax (European seabass) is the source of this 1596-nucleotide messenger RNA. RefSeq lists its product as uncharacterized. The record is from RefSeq and is a predicted model, not a curated record. The transcript is spliced from 8 exons. Lineage: Eukaryota; Metazoa; Chordata; Actinopteri; Moronidae. Gene Ontology annotation, cellular component: external side of plasma membrane. The coding region runs from base 65 to 1093 and encodes 342 amino acids. Gene Ontology annotation, biological process: cellular response to lipopolysaccharide; cell surface receptor signaling pathway; immune response.
AUUAAUUUUAAAGAAGCAGCUCAUGAGAGACUUUGACAGUUGAGAGUGGGACCGAGAGAGAACGAUGGUUGAAUUCAGAUGGAUUACAUUUUCUUUAUUUCUGAUGUUGGUGUUUAGUUUUUCAGCAGCAACUGGGAAUUCCUCCUUCGCUGUCAAAGUUGGAGAUGAUUUCACUUUGCCUUGUGAAAAUUUGAUACAUGAUCAGAAUAAGUGUAACACUACUUCCUGGGUCUUUACUGAUUCAAAAACCAAAGUAACGCUGAUUGACUAUGGGCGGAUUCACAAAGAAGCCGAAGUUAAAUCAGACAGACUGAGUGUUACAGCGGACUGUUCUCUGGUUAUAAAGAAGGUCGCAGUUAAGGAUGUUGGUCAGUACAUCUGCAAACAUUUUAAAUCAGGACAACAACAAUUAUCUCCGGUUUAUCUAUCUGUUAUCGUCAUGACAAAAAAAACAAACAAUGAUAAGACGACGUUGUCCUGCUCUGUGUCAUCUGGUAGAUGGUGUGCACACAGAGUGAAGUGGUUGUAUGAGGGUAAACAUGUGGAUGGAAACAACAAAGACGUGAAGACAUCUGGGUCUGAGUGCUCAGUUACUGUGACAUUUCUUGCCUCUUAUCUCAAGCAGAAUUCAAAGUAUCAUGAAUUUUUCAAGUGUGAAGUGAAUGUAACUAACAGUAACAAAUCGCAACUGUUUAUCUUCAGUCGUCAGUCCUCAGGUAAUGCUGCAACAGCAUCUACAACAUCAACAACAACAAUCAAAUCAAUAUCGACAACAGGAAAUAAAUGGACAUCAGUGAAAACGAGCACACCCGAGGGGACAAACAAAACAGCAUCUAACAAUAAUGAAACAAAACAAGUUUGGUGGCCGUUCAUCGUUGCUUUGUCAGCACUUUUAAUAAUCAUUCUGGCUGUCAUCACAUGGAAGAGAACUAAAGGGAACAAAAGACAGAUGGAUGAAAACAUGGCUGAUCCUGAAGAUGGUGUUUCCUACGCCUCCAUCAGCUUCACAAGGACCAAAAGUAAAGCCCGGAUCCGUGGUGGUGAUGAUGAUGAAGCUGAUACGGUGACCUACAGCACUUUGAAAGCUCCCUGAUCUUCUGCUGGAGCAUCCACUGAUCCCAGCAACCUCUACUCUACUGUCAACAACCCAAACGAAUAAGAUGUUACUCAUUAAAUACAGCAUGUUGAUUUAGAACAAUCGAACAAGAUCUGAGGAAUAUUAUUUUGAUUCAGCCUCAUGGAUAUCUUUAGAACUUUAGAGGAGCUGAUACAAAGAAACCAGAUGAGGAUCACCUUUCACACAGCAUCCGCUCUAUGACACAUGUAGCCAAUGAGGGAGUUGAGACUCACUGUAGAGGUGGAAGAGUGAAAAUGGAGGGAGAUAUGUUGGAUAUAUAUUGUAUUCUUAAUACUGUGCAAAAAAGUGUUUGUAAAAAUGAAUUUUUGUUUGUUUUUGUUUUGUUUAAGGUUGUUACCCUCUUCAUCUAACAUUUAAGUGAAUAUUCCUUUAUGUACAGUAUUUUGAUUUUGACAUAUAUUUGAUGGCCCAUGUUCACCAUUUUGUAUACUUGACUGAAUAAAUUAUUAGUCUGACAA